Labeo rohita (rohu) is the source of this 2910-nucleotide messenger RNA. RefSeq lists its product as uncharacterized. Gene Ontology annotation, cellular component: cytoplasm. The record is from RefSeq and is a predicted model, not a curated record. The coding region runs from base 28 to 2910 and encodes 960 amino acids. The transcript has 8 exons. Lineage: Eukaryota; Metazoa; Chordata; Actinopteri; Cypriniformes; Cyprinidae. Gene Ontology annotation, molecular function: 2-oxoglutarate-dependent dioxygenase activity; methyltransferase activity.
UUUGGAAGCGACAUCAGAGGUGAAAACAUGUGGGCUGAAGACGAUUUGGGUGCAGGUGCUCCACCAUGCCUGCAGAGUUACAUAGAACCAGUAGACGGUGAAGUCUACAGAAUGUAUCAUGGCACAUCAAGGCAGGCGGCUGAAAAAAUCAAAGUCUCUGGCUUCAAACCAUCUUCUAAAGGAAUGCUCGGGCCUGGCGUCUACCUCAGCCGGGACCUAGAGAAGGCUUCCAGAUAUCCUCUGGAUUUACCUGAGAACCAGAGAGUGGUUCUGAGGGUGAAGGUCAAUGUUGGGAGAGUCAAGAAGAUUGAUUGUCAAGAUCAUCCACUACAGAAAACCUGGCAUGAUCACGGGUACGACACUGCCUGGUGCCCUCCAAAGUGUGGCAUGGUGCCAAGUGGUCUUGAAGAAGAUUGUGUUUGGGAUCCAAAACGAAUCGCAGUUAUUGGUGAAAUACGCCCGAAAACACAAGGAGCACGUGGUGCCUGCCAUGAGCGUUACUGGGUCACAUUUGUGGCAAACAUGUGGGAAGAAGAAGACGACUUGGGUCCAGGUGCUCCACCAUGCCUUGAGAGUUACAGUGGACCAGAGGAUGGUAAAGUCUACAGAAUGUACCAUGGCACAUCAAGGGAGAAUGCUGAAAAAAUUCAAGUCUCUGGCUUCAAGCAGUCUUCUGAUGGCAUGCUCGGACGUGGAGUCUACCUCAGCCGAGAUCUAGAGAAAGCCUCCAGAUACCCUUUGAAUCUAUCGGUGAAUGAGAAAGUUAUUGUGAGAGUGAGCGUCAAUGUUGGGAGAGUCAAGAAGAUUGACCGUCAAGGUCAUCCACUGCAGAAAACCUGGCAUGAUCACAGGUACGACACUGCCUGGUGUCCUCCAAAGUGUGGCAUGGUGACAAGUGGUCUUGAAGAAAACUGUGUUUGGGAUCCAAGACGAAUCACAGUCAUUGAUUUAAUUUACCCAAAGACAGAGGAGGAAAGUUUUUGCAGAAUCCUCUGGACCACUGCAAGAGCAGCAGAACAGAUCAAAAUCCAUGGCUUUCAGCCAUCUCCAGAUGGCCUGCUGGGACGUGGCGUCUACCUCAGUCGAGAUCUUAACAAGGCCAGCAGAUACCCACUUGAUAAGCCACGUGAGAGAGAGGUUAUCAGAGUCAUCAUUGAUCUGAUUUUAAGUACAACUCCCAUCACUGUCACCUGCAGAAGUUCUCAGACGACACCGCCAUUGUUGGUUGUGUGUCCGGGGAGAAUGAGCAGGAAUACAGGGGGGGUCAUUGCUGACGUUGUGGACUGGUGUGAGGGAAACCAUCUGUUACUGAACACCAGUAAGACAAAAGAGUUGGUGCUUGACUUCAGAAGGAACCCUCCAGCUUAUACACCUGUGAGCAUCCAGGGCUCGGACAUUGAGAUUGUGAACACUUUUAAAUACCUGGGUGUUCACUUGAACAAUAAACUGGACUGGUCAACAAAUACAGAUGCCCUGUAUAGAAAGGGCCAAAGUCGCCUCUACCUGUUGAGAAGACUGAGGUCCUUUGGGGUAUGCAGAGAACUCCUACAGACUUUUUAUGACACAGUAGUGGCCUCAGUAGUUCUCUACGCUGUUGUGUGCUGGGCAGGGGGCAGCUCGGACAGAGAUAGGAAAAGACUUAACAAGCUCGUUAAGAGAGCUGGUUCUGUCCUGGGAUGCACACUGGAUACCAUCGAGGAAGUGGCGGACAGAAGGAUGCUAGUAAAACUGUCAUCCACUAUGGAUAACUCCUCUCACCCCUUGCACCACACUGUGGAGGCUCUGAGCAGCUCCUUCACAGCAAACAUGUGGGCAGAAGAUGACUUGGGUCCAGGUGCUUCAUGCCUCUGGAGUUAUACAGCUCCACAAGAAGGCAAAGUGUAUGUAAAGUAUCACUGGACAUCCAUGGCAGCUGCACUAAACAUUUUCACAGAGGGAUUUCAGCAGUCUGUUGAUGGCAUGCUUGCAUGUGGCGUCUACCUCAGCCGAGAUCCACAGAAGAAGCAACACCAGAGUGCAAACAUGUGGGCUGAAGACGAUUUGGGUCCAGGAGCUCCACCAUGCCUUGAGAGUUACAGAGAACCAGCAGAUGGUAAAGUCUACAGAAUGUAUCACGGCACAUCAAGGGAGGCGGCUGAAAAAAUCAAAGUCUCUGGAUUUAAACCAUCUUCUAAAGGGAUGCUUGGGCCUGGUGUUUACCUCAGCCGGGACCUAGAAAAGGCCUCAAGAUAUCCUCUGGAUCUACCUGAGAACCAGAGAGUGGUUCUGAGAGUGAAGGUCAAUGUUGGAAGAGUGAAGAAGAUUGACCGUAAAGGUCAUCCACUACAGAAAACCUGGCAUGAUCACGGGUAUGACACUGCCUGGUGUCCUCCAAAGUGUGGCAUGGUACCAAGUGGUCUUGAGGAAGACUGUGUUUGGGAUCCACAACGAAUCACAGUCAUUCGUGAAAUACGCCCAAAAACACAAAGAGCAGGCAUCACUGUCACUGGCAAUGGCGGUGUCACUGUCACUGGCAAUGUCACUGGCAAGGGCAAUGGCGGUGUCAUUGUCGCUGACAAUGUCACUGGCAAUGGCGGUGUCAUUGUCGCUGACAAUGGCAGUGUCAUUGUCGCUGGCAGUGUCACUGGCAAUGGCGGUGUCAUUGUGGCAAUGUCACUGGACAAUGUCAUUGUCGCUGGCAAUGUCACUGGCAAUGGCGGUGUCAUUGUCGCUGACAAUGGCAGUGUCAUUGUCGCUGGCAGUGUCACUGGCAAUGGCAAUGGCGGUGUCAUUGUCGCUAAAAAUGGCGGUGUCAUUGUCGCUGGCAAUGUCAUUGGCAAUGGCAAUGGCGGUGUCAUUGUCACUGGCAAUGGCGGUGUCAUUGUCACUGGCAAAGGCAAAGGCAAUGGCAAUUUAAUUUUUAAUUUUUAA